Messenger RNA from Episyrphus balteatus (marmalade hoverfly), 2348 nucleotides. RefSeq names its product gamma-aminobutyric acid receptor subunit alpha-2. Gene Ontology annotation, cellular component: neuron projection; synapse; membrane. Gene Ontology annotation, molecular function: GABA-A receptor activity; neurotransmitter receptor activity; extracellular ligand-gated monoatomic ion channel activity. The transcript is spliced from 11 exons. Gene Ontology annotation, biological process: regulation of membrane potential; monoatomic ion transmembrane transport; nervous system process. The record is from RefSeq and is a predicted model, not a curated record. NCBI's taxonomy places the organism in Eukaryota, Metazoa, Arthropoda, Insecta, Diptera, Syrphidae. The coding region runs from base 387 to 2198 and encodes 603 amino acids.
UCCAACGUGCUCCAUCAGUUGCAUUUUGGACCGUUGCCGCUGUAACAGCUGAACACUGAUUAAGGAUUUUCGUCGUUGUCGUCCUUUCGAACACAACUUAUAAAGCGCGAGUUUCAAAUAAAGCAAAAUUGUCAUGAGAUAAUUAUAUCGCAACUAUUUUACGGCCGUUUUCGUGUGUAAGGGUUUUUGAAAUUUAAAGUUUUUAGUGAAAACUUGGGUGUGAAAAGGAAAGUGGUGAAAGUUGAAAAUCAUUACAAAAAAAAAAAAGGAAUUAGUUAUUAUAUCCUUCAAGAUCCUUAAGAGGGUCUCUUGAAGUAAAAAAAAUACCAUAAUUAUAUAUAAAUGUAUUUUUUUUAAAAGUGCUAAGGGUCUGAAACAACGAAAUAAUGUUAGUUUUUUUUAAAACAUCCUGUUACUGGUGUCUCGUUGUGGCAAUAAGUUUGGUUGCAUUUCUUUGCCAUGGCAUCCCGACAUCACAAAAGACACCAGAUAACAAUGACUCUAUUGCCCAACUGCCUCCCUCGGAGCUACUACCUUCGACAACCGAAACAGCAACAACAACAAUUAUCCUUCCAAGGAAUGCAACAUUGGACCUUAUAGUUGAUACCGGUCCUUCGAGGAUGACAUUUCCGUCCAGAAGCCCAACAACACCAAUCAUUUCACCACAGCUAACGGCUUCGCGUAUCUACGAAUCGUUUAGGACAAUUUCUCCCACUGAUAGCAAUGAUGACCCUUUCAGGACGACAACCACCCAUCGUAGUCAUAGUUCGACGAGUUCGAAUGGCACGACUUUGAUGCGCAAACGAGGCGCAUCCAAUGAUUACCUUAGCAAGAACAUUUCAAUUAUUCUUGAGAACUUAUUAAAAAGCUACGAACAGUCACAAUUGCCCACUCAUGGAAAAGGUGUCCCAACAAUAGUCAGGACGAACAUCCUUAUUCGAAGCAUGGGUCCAGUAUCCGAGUUAGACAUGGACUAUUCAAUGGACUGCUACUUCCGGCAAUAUUGGCGAGACAAAAGGCUCAGCUUCAAAGGACCCAUUAAAAGUUUGUCACUCAGCAUAAAGAUGCUUGAAAGAAUCUGGAGGCCAGAUACUUUUUUCUUCAAUGGAAAGCAUUCGCACAUUCAUACAAUCACAGUGCCAAAUAAAUUGCUGAGACUCAGUCAGGAUGGAGAUAUUUUAUAUUCAAUGAGGUUGACGAUAAAAGCUACAUGCCCGAUGGAAUUGAAAAACUUUCCCAUGGACCGUCAGUCGUGCCCAUUGAUAAUUGGAAGCUAUGGAUACACAUCCCGACAGUUAGUUUACGAAUGGUACAGUGAUGAUGCAGUGAAUUUCGUUCCCGGAAUGACUUUGAAUCAGUUUGAUUUGAUCAGCAUGUCCCACAGAAAUUCAACUUAUGAAAGAAGAGAAGGUGAAUUUUCAGUGCUUCUUGUUGCUUUCAAUCUAAAGAGACACACAGGAUACUUUCUAAUUCAGGUUUACGUGCCUUGUAUUUUGAUUGUGGUCCUUUCGUGGGUGUCCUUUUGGAUACAUCGUGAAGCAACAAGUGAUCGUGUUGGACUUUGCAUCACGGCUGUGCUAACUUUGUCAACUAUCAGCCUGGAUUCUCGAACGGAUUUGCCCAAAGUCAAAUAUGCAACAGCUUUGGAUUGGUUUUUAUUGAUGAGCUUCUUAUAUUGCAUUGCAACUUUGCUUGAGUUUGCAGGAGUUCACUACUUUACAAAGACCGGAAGUGGAGAAAUUCCCGUGAGUGAAGAUGAAUGGGAAGAUGUCGAUGAAAUGGCUGAAGAAUCUGAUGGAGUUGUAACAUCCGAACAUAAAAGCACUGAAUCUGUAAGAGGAUCUCCACAAUCGGUGUCGGGAGCAUUUCGCAAACGGAACUCAAUGAUUUGUCCUAUUUAUAAUGAUCCAACACUUAUCUUUCAAGCCCCUUCAUCUCAUGCAUCGACAAUGGAAAGGACAACUCAAACAGAGCCACCUGUCGUCUCAAAAUGCAAACAAGUUUGGUUGUGUUUUAUUGGAGAUGAUAAAUUUCGAAAACAACGUGAAAGAGAUGCAACUGUCAAAGGCGGUCGGCAUAUGAAUAGUGUUUCAUUGAUUGACCAAGUGGCGCGUAUUGCAUUUCCAGCCUCGUUUAUACUAUUUAAUUUAUUGUAUUGGCUUGCUUAUGGAAUGUAUAAGAAGGAUUUCCCAUGGUAAACUCGAGACAAGCAUCAAGACUUUCUACCAGCAGAUGCGCUGUUAAAGCAGAUAAAAUGCAUUUAGUUCAAAAUCAACGUGAUUUUUGUGUUGUUUUAAAUAUGUAAAAAAAUAAUUGUAUUUUGUUUUUGUUAUAAUUUAUUAAUAAAA